AUGUCGAAUCGAUGGUGGACUGGUCAAGGUAACCUAGCCGGCAUGGAUCCAUCAUCCGGCGGUUCGUUGACUCUAAAUAAGAAGCCAGAUCUAGGAAUAUCGAUGAACGAAAACAACACAGGAAGUGAUCAAGAUGAUGAGAGAGAUAACAACAGCGACGAUCCAAGAGAAGGUGCUAUUGAAACCUCAAACAGGCGGCCCAGAGGCCGCCCGCCUGGCUCAAAAAACAAACCAAAGCCUCCGAUUUUCGUGACUAGGGACAGUCCAAACGCGCUUCGUAGCCACGUCAUGGAAGUAGAAAGUGGGACGGAUAUAGCUGAAAGUAUAGCUCAGUUUAGUAGAAAAAGGCAAAGAGGGGUUUCGGUUUUAAGUGCUAGUGGGACAGUUAUGAAUGUAACCCUAAGACAACCAACUGCACCCGGUUCAGUUAUGGCUUUACAAGGCCGGUUCGAGAUUUUAUCAUUAACUGGAGCCUUUUUACCUGGUCCAGCUCCACCAGGAUCAACUGGCUUGACUAUUUACCUCGCUGGAGGUCAAGGUCAAGUCGUUGGAGGUAGCGUUGUGGGGUCGUUAGUAGCUUCUGGGCCCGUGAUGGUGAUCGCGGCUACAUUUUCUAACGCUACGUAUGAAAGAUUACCGGUUGAUGAAGAAGAGGAAGCAGAUAGUGUGGUGCAAGCGACAGGGAUGGGUACAGGUGGUGGUGGCGGCGGCGGUGGUGGAGGAUCACCGCCAGGACUCGGGAUGAGUGAUCAUCAUCCGAUGCCUGGCGGAUAUAAUUUGCAGCCAAAUUUGAUGGCUAAUAAUGGUGGUGCACCAAUGAACCAUGAAGCAUUUGGUUGGGCUCAUAGCCGGCCAGCUCCAUAUUAAUUAUUAGAGGUAAUGUUAAUUUAA
Messenger RNA from Erigeron canadensis, 891 nucleotides. RefSeq names its product AT-hook motif nuclear-localized protein 20-like. Lineage: Eukaryota; Viridiplantae; Streptophyta; Magnoliopsida; Asterales; Asteraceae. Gene Ontology annotation, cellular component: nucleus. The record is from RefSeq and is a predicted model, not a curated record. The transcript has a single exon. Gene Ontology annotation, molecular function: minor groove of adenine-thymine-rich DNA binding; DNA-binding transcription factor activity. The coding region runs from base 1 to 867 and encodes 288 amino acids.